Molecule: messenger RNA, 1827 nt
Organism: Dothidotthia symphoricarpi CBS 119687
Lineage: Eukaryota; Fungi; Ascomycota; Dothideomycetes; Pleosporales; Dothidotthiaceae
Exons: 3
Coding region: 1-1827 (608 amino acids)
Source: RefSeq, a predicted model, not a curated record
AUGAAACCAACCGAGACCUCUCCAACACGAGCGUAUCAAGGCGGCAGUUCCGACGCGUGGAACUCCAAAUCUUCUAACAUCUCUGCGGUCGCUACCCCCAAAAUGACCGACUACAACAAGGACACUGUCGCGCAACUUCGACAAAUCCUCAAAGAUCGUGGGAUACCCAAACAAACCCCGCCUGCGCCGACGUCUGAGCCUCUGCCCGAGACUAUCUCGCACAUUGACAGCGACAUACCUUCUCCGAGUCGGACAGACGCGAUAGGGCAGACGGCGGAGGACACUACAAUGGCCGACGAGCCUGGUGCGCUGCAGCCUGCUGAGGUGUUCAGUGCGGCGCCAGCAGAUCCCGAGGAUGUUGUGGGGCCAAGAGUCACUGAGCCUGCAGACGAGGAAGUUGAAGACGAGGAAAAGGCGCCUGCGGAAGACGAGUUGCCAGAAGCCCCAGGGCCGGCUGCUGAAGCACUGCGAUAUGCGCAACAAGAGCGGGGACUGUCGGAGAAUGCUCUGGACACCACGACAGGAGACGAAGCGCCAGCAGCAGAUGAAAAGUCGUCGAUCGAGCAGGCCGAGGCACCUCCACUUUCUGGAGAUUUGACGACGCAGACAUCGCGGCUCGCCACGGAGGAGUUGGAGGCAGAUACCAAGAAGCGGAAGAGACGAAGCGGCUCGCCAGAUAUGCCCGUUGAAGAAAUCAAAGCAAAAAGACCCAGACCAAGCCAGGAGCCUAUCCAUCUGGUCGAGGACAAGGACGUGACUAUGGAAGAGAGGAACCCCGAGGACGAGCUGAACGUGGUUGUAGAGCCUUCAAACGAUGCUGACGAGGCUGCCACUCCCAAAGAAGACACCCGACGCGAAAAGAAAGAAAACACGUCUCGCUACAAAGACCUCGUCCAACCCACCGCCGCCACACCCCAAGACCAAGACGCAUUCGCAGACGACCGCCCCAUAGUCCCUGCUCUCCACCCCGCAACGCCCGCCCUCUACAUCCGCGACUUCAUGCGACCGCUGCGCCCCGAACCCCUCCGCGCCCACCUCAUCUCGCUCGCCUCUCCACCUUCCUCGUCGCCCACCCCAGACAUCAUCAAAGCCCUCUUCCUCGACGCAAUGAAGACACACGCCCUCGUUCACUUCACCUCGACAACCGCCGCAUCGCGCGUCCGCGCCAGUCUACACGGCAGCAUCUGGCCGCCCGAAGGCAACCGGAAAGAACUCUGGGUCGAUUUCGUGCCCGAAGAAAAAGUAGGCUCCUGGAUCGCACAAGAGGAAGACGCCCUCGUCGCCGAGAAAGAAGCCCGCGCAUCCGGCCACCCCAUCCCCGCCAAACGCUUCGAAGUCACGUACCCCGAAUCCGAUGAUGGCUCCAUCACAGCCGUCUUCCACGAACUCGGCUCAAACGCGCCGACGAAUGCCCCCCGCGGUCCGCGAGCCUCGGCGCCACAACCCCCGCCCCCCAAAGCGCCGUCGUUGGAGGCUAAACAGGAUAACCAGCACUCCUUUGCCACGCUCUCCACACUCUUUCAAACUACCACCGCAAAACCACAGCUCUACUUCCUUCCCGUGGCUGACGACGUGUCUGCCCAGCGCCUGGACGAGCUGGCGGCCGAAACGAGCCGCGACUGGACGCCCGAGGACAGACGCAAGGGGCGGGGGAUCAAGGCGGAGAUGAAGUACAAGUACAGUUUUGACGAGCGGGGGAGGAUCGUUGAGGUUGGCGAGGACCGGGGGCCGUGGAGCGCAGAUGUAAGAGGAGGUGGAGGUGGAGUAGGGUUUCGCGGACGGGGAGGGGGAAGGGGGAGAGGGAGGGGGUUGGGAUGGAGAGGGUGA